AUGACCUUCGAAAGUACACGCUGGCAGUUACGUCACUAUUCAAGUUUGAACGAGAAGAAAACUAUGUACUUCAUCCCAAGAGGCGGAGAUAGAAAAAAUCACGGAGGAAAAAUAGCAAAUAAGAUAGGCAACUUGAAGCAACGGAAACGAAAACGCGAAGCCAAGGAGAACGAGUAUCAAUCAGCCAAACAAGUGAAUGUUGAGCCCAAAUCCACUCGUAACGUAGUGGCUGAAGAAGCAGUAGAAUGGUUGAUGCUGAAUACUGAACCAUGGGGCGUUGUGCUUGACCAGUGGAGAACUAGUUACGAGCUGCGUAAGGUAGACUUAUUGUCCCAUAAACGCAUUCCGAAAUUUUUUACGACAUAUCCGCAAUACAAGUGCCAUCACGGUUUUCAGCUGAUCGAUAUUGAUUUCCAAAAAGCAUUUCCGAAUGCGGAGAAUGGAUGGAUGAAGCUGCCGCUGUUGCUACCUCGGAUUACAGAGUACAUCAAGAAAAGAGCAUUGGAUCCGUCAGCGGCACAGUUACUGAAGCAGCUGUUUGACGAAGGCGCCAAUAACGAUAAGAAAGUAUGUGCACUGUUGCUAGCGCUGAACACCGUUUUACCGCCUAUUGCAGCUGCAUCUCGUUUGAAGCCUACCAUCUUGAUUGGACAAGAGGACACACUGAUUUUCGUUGAUGCCAAAGAACAAGCUCAGCUGAAAGUUCAAGAAACAUAUCGGAGUUACACCGAGCUGAACCUGCCGAUUGUACCAAAACUGAUUGCAGUGGGGAAAAACUUGGACCAGCUUCAGGGAACCUUCGUGGUCUGCUACGGUGACAUAUGCUAUGAGUUCCAGUCAGCGUCAAGAGCAGUAGACAUACUUAUCAAGCUAACAGCAGUGCUCGGACUUCCGUUUUCGAAAAUUUCUAAACUGGUUUGGCACUUUCUCAGCGGCUGCAUUUACGGCAUACAACAAAAAGAAUCCUACGCGUCUAUUAACAAACUAAAGGUUUAUCUGGACAAAGGAUAAUACAAUAAUACAAAUAGUUGUCAGCAUGUCGCAGAUUACCUGUAUGAUCUAUGGCUGUUCGAUCCUUUCCGCCACACCAAAUGAAUAUCUCUUACAUCUUAAGGACUACCACAACGUUCCUGCUGUAUAUCAGUAUCGAUGUACGAUAUCCAAUUGUCCUCAAGUAUUUUCUAAAGUAUAUCCAUUCAAAAAACACAUCAACCAUCAUGCCGGAUAUCAGAACCUCGACCAUAGAAAUGCCGAACAUACUACCAGUGCCAUUAGCCAGCAAAGUCAGUCAUCGCCUCGGACAUCGCAGGAGCAUCCAUCUCUUUCGUUAGAUGCGGCGGGUUCUUCAUCACAUAAUUCUGGCUGCAGUUCAUCGAAAAUACGACGUAUUGGAAGCAUUGAUAAUCAGGAUUCUUAUGUUAACGAAAACCCUAUUCGUGUGCUUGACCUAAUGGCCUUAAAGUUAACUCUGUUCAUGCAUAAGCAUAGUAAUUUCACGAGAAAAGAUGUUUACCAAAUGCAAAACGAAAUAGCCAUAAUGUUUUCAGAAGUAGCUGAUAAUUUCGAAAAAUUCAAGCCAUACAUAACCGACCCAGAAAACAAAUUUAACUAUCAAACACAAAUUGACAAACUAAAAACUAUAUUUGACUUAGUUAACACUGAGCAUAAAUUUUUUAAGUACUUGAAAAACACAGUCGGGUUUGAACUGCCAACAAUAGUUACAUUAGAGAAAAACAACAAUAUUGCUUUCAAAUUCCUUAAUAUUGAAAAUGACACAGAAGUAGACCUCCAAAAUAACUACUUAAUCAUCAUGCCUAUCGAAUUCCAGAUUAAAGUUUUCUUUGAAUGCAACGGCAUAUUGAACGCAACGUUACGAAACACGAAAAAAUUGGAGAAGUCAUCAGAAAUAAAGAAUUACAUAAAUGGAAGUACAUGGAAAGUUAUUAAACAAAAGUAUACAAAUAAGUACGUGCUUCCGGUAUGGUUGUACGCUGACGAAUUUGAAAUAAACGAUUCCCAAAGUUCUCAUAGUAAUCGGCACAGUGUUUGUGGAAUAUAUUAUAAAUUUCCAACAAUACCCAAAGAAUAUCAAUCCAGAUUAUGUAAUAUUUUCGUAGCCGGUAUGGUUAAAAAAUCAGAUAUUAAGGAAGUGGGAAUGAAUAAGUUAAUGCAGACCUUAGUCGAACGUUUUAAAAAGUUUGAAGAAGAAGGUAUCAACAUUCAAUAUGAAGGAGAAACAGUAUCAGUUCGUUUUGUAUUAUGUUUGAUCCAAGGUGAUAAUCUGGGUGUGCACUCAAUGCUGCUUUUAGCAAGUGGAUUCAAUGCUACAUUUUAUUGCCGCUUUUGCAGACGGCCCAAAGAUCUCUUGAAGGCAGAUUGUCAGGAACACGCAGAUUGCCUACGACGACGAGAGGAUUAUGCUCUAGAUUUGGAAAUGCGAUUACCUAGUGAAACGGGAAUACAUGGAAAAACAGUUUUUAAUGAACUUCCAUCUUUUCAUGUCAUGGAAAAUGUAAGUGUAGACGCCAUGCAUGAUUUGUUCAGUUCGGGUGUUUGCAAAUCAGGCUUAGUUGAAAUCUUGGACUAUUGCGUAUACACAAAAAAGUAUUUCACUGUCAAUGAUUUCAAUUUGUACAGAAAAAGUCUUGGAAAAACUUGUAUAGACAGUGAACUUUCCCGAAUGCCAGACAUAGUCGAAACUUAUAGCGGCAAAGAAAAACGCAAAACUGUCAAUAUGCGAUUAACAUCAAGUGAAACACGUAUCUUGAUACACUACAUUACCUUGAUUAUUGGUAAAUUAGUACCUCGCGACGAUUUUGUAUGGAAGUACUGCAUAACGCUUGUAAAACUAACUGAAUUUUGUCUUAGAAGUUCAUUUUCGUUUAACACAAUUGACGAAUUGCGACGACUAAUUAACGAUCAUCAUAGUAUGUAUAUAGAACUUUUUAAAAGAGAGCUGAAACCUAAACACCAUUUCCUCGUGCAUUAUCCUUCGGUGAUAAGUGCAUCAGGUCCAGCAGCAGAUAUGAUGUGCUUCAGAUACGAGGCAAAACACAGAGCCUUCAAACAAUAUGCGCAUAUUAUGCCUUCCAGGAAAAAUAUUUGUUAUUCGCUAUGCAUCAAAGCUACGUUGCAAUUUACGUACGAUAUCUACAAUCAAUGUUUUUUUGAGGGACUUGUUACUGGUAAUUUUAAAAUGUUUGAUUUGCGUUUGCGUAAUUAUUUUUGCAAGUUAAUACAGCCAUUGAACAUUGAUUCAGACUUGAACGUGUUGUUAUCAAGUAGCGUAGAGUAUAAAGGAACUGAUUACAAUACUGGAUAUUUCAUAACUUUGUUGGAAAAUCAUAAAAUGUACCUAUUUGAAAUCAUUGAAAUCAUGAAGCAUACUCACGGGCUAUACUUGAUAAUGCAACAUUGGGAGGUAGGGGAAUACUAUGAGCAUUUGUUGGCGUAUGAAGUAGUGCGAUGUUUACCCGUAGUGGAAGUGCUGAAAAUUGACUUGUUUGAUAGUUUCCCAGUAUCUGUACAUAAAAUAGGUGAUAAGUCAUAUUUUAGAGUUAAGAAUAGUU
Messenger RNA from Aedes albopictus (Asian tiger mosquito), 3569 nucleotides. RefSeq lists its product as uncharacterized. The record is from RefSeq and is a predicted model, not a curated record. The coding region runs from base 1 to 1011 and encodes 336 amino acids. The transcript has 4 exons. NCBI's taxonomy places the organism in Eukaryota, Metazoa, Arthropoda, Insecta, Diptera, Culicidae.